AUGGCGGCACCCGCGUUGCCAUCGACGUCCUCGCCCUACCCCUUCGCCUCUGCCCCCGACAUCGUCCGCGCCCACCAAAAGGACGCCUACUUUACGGGCUAUCUCGCCAACACGCUCACCGACCUCCAUCGCCACCUCCUUGGUGCCCGGGCCACCCACGCUGUCGCUCCCGAGCUGCGCUCCCUCGCCUCCCUCCUCUACUUUUCCGUAACAACCCUGCCCGGCAACCGCACGCUCGGUGAGGAAUACUGCGACCUCGUCCAGGUCGAGUCCCCGACUGGCAGGCUCCCCGCUUUCAACGCCAGAGCCGCCUACGUCGCCGGCACCAUCGUCCUGCCUUACCUCAUCAGCCGCUGCCUUCCGGCCCUGCGCGCGCGCAUACGGACCCUUGUCGAGCGCCGGCUCGACACCCUCCGUCGGAGGGGCGCAGACACGAGCAGGGAGGCCCGAAUCUGGGGGUACAUGGCACGUCACCUGACAAGCCUCACCUCGGCCGCCCCCAUCCAAGCCGUCACCCUCGCGCUCUUCUACUUCAACGGCACCUACUACGAGCUCACCAAGCGCCUCCUCUCCCUCCGCUACGUCUUCACCCGCACCGUUCCCGACAGCCCCGAUCGCGCCGGCUACGAGGUCUUAGGCGUCCUGCUCGUCAUCCAGCUCGUCGUUCAGGCGUACCUGCACCUUCGCUCGACCAUCUCGUCCGCCUCCGCCCCCAACACAUCAGUCGCCGAGCUCCGCGAACGUCCAGCCUUUCACUCCGAUACCGUCGAUGUCUCGCUCAACCACAACUCCUACGCCGCCAACAGCGACCUCCUCCUCAACGGCAUCGGCGGCCCCGGUCCCCAGCCGAGCCGGGUGAAUCUCGCGACGACCACACAUACACCCUCCGCCGCGGUGCCCAGGUUCAACCUCGCGGAUUCCCGGGUCAUGAGCUACAUAAAAGGCGCGCAGCAGCGCAAGUGCACAUUGUGUCUGGAGGAGCUCAAGGAUCCCUCGGCCACUCCAUGCGGGCACGUCUUCUGCUGGGAGUGUAUUGGUGAUUGGGUGAGGGAAAAGCCCGAGUGUCCCUUGUGCCGGCGAGAGGCUACAAUGCAGCACAUCCUCCCCUUGCGCGUCAUGUAA
Molecule: messenger RNA, 1122 nt
Organism: Drechmeria coniospora
Lineage: Eukaryota; Fungi; Ascomycota; Sordariomycetes; Hypocreales; Ophiocordycipitaceae
Product: RING-1 like protein
Exons: 1
Coding region: 1-1122 (373 amino acids)
Biological process (GO): protein import into peroxisome matrix
Cellular component (GO): peroxisomal membrane
Molecular function (GO): zinc ion binding
Source: RefSeq, a predicted model, not a curated record